This is a messenger RNA of Prunus armeniaca (apricot), 1110 nucleotides long. Lineage: Eukaryota; Viridiplantae; Streptophyta; Magnoliopsida; Rosales; Rosaceae. The record is from the annotation of a GenBank genome assembly.
AUGCGUCAUUUGACUUUGAGAGUAAGAAAUGAGGAAACACCAGCAGUUGGGAUGAAGUUCGACUCGCUUGACCUCGUGCAUACCGGAAUGAUGAAACUCGGAGAGAAAAAGACAGCGGGAAUAAGUAGAUGCAAUUGCAAAGCUAAGAUUGUGGUUGUGAAGACACAUGGGAGCAAGAAGUAUACCAUCUCUCUUUUUGCAGAGGGACACAAUCAUAAAGAUGACACCCUCAGGAAGAAUGCAUUUACUGAGAUCACACCGUCGUAUUUCAGAUUCUACAAAAGUACUUACAAAACAUUGGGUUCGGUUAAUAUCCCCAUUAAUCAGAAGGAGUUUAAGAAAGCCAUGCCAGGUGGCGAACCUAAAACGAUCAUCACAGAUCAAGAUGCGGCAAUGAGCAGAGCGAUUUCAAUAGCCCUCCCCGACUACAUUUCAUCGACUUUGCAUAUGGCACAUCACUCAAAGUUCUCUGUUAAGUUACCACAUUCUGCUUAUAAGGAGUAUUGGGGUGAAUUCCAGAAAGCCAUAUGGGAUACUGACAAUAAGGAUGAGUUUGAUGCAAAAUGGAAUAUUGUGUUUACAAAGGCUGGUUUGACUGACCAUCCAUGGCUAAGUUCAAUGUUUGAUUUAAGGGAAUCUUGGGUUCCAGCCUACGCACGACACUUUUUUGCCGCUGGAAUGUCAAGCAGCCAAAGAGCUGAAUGUUCUCAUGCAUUGUUCAGAAGGGACCAGAUUGAAUAUAUGCCCGAUAAAUACAUUUUGAAGAGGUGGAAGAAAACUGCGAAAUUUGGAUUGGUGUCAGAUGCAAAUGGCAACGAAAUUAAAGACUCUGCAGAUCCUGGUCUUUUAAUAAAGCGGAGUACAAUGUCCCGACUUGCUUCAGAUGUGGUUGAGGAUGCAUUAAUGUGUGAAGAAGGAUGUGAGCUACUGUCAGAGACUCUAAAAAGUUUGCAGGUGAAGUUGAAGUUGUUGAAGGAUGGACCAAGUAAUAACGAAGUUGGAGGGUCCAGCUCUCAAACACAAUAUAUGAAAGACCCUAAGAGUAAGGUGCAAUGGAGGGUCGAAACGAGUAACGGGAGCAAAGGAAAAGGCAAUGAAGCGAGGGAUUAG